Messenger RNA from Brassica oleracea var. oleracea, 1833 nucleotides. RefSeq lists its product as uncharacterized. The coding region runs from base 1 to 1833 and encodes 610 amino acids. The record is from RefSeq and is a predicted model, not a curated record. Lineage: Eukaryota; Viridiplantae; Streptophyta; Magnoliopsida; Brassicales; Brassicaceae. The transcript has 7 exons.
AUGACAAGACCAAAGCGUGGAGGAAAGGAUAUCCAGAAGAUUGAGAUAAUGACAAGACCAAAACGUGGAGGAAAGAAAAAUACUAAGCAGAAGAAAGGAAAGUCUACAAAAAGAAACAUUGCUCGUGUAGAAGAACAACAUGUAGAAGAGCUUUCAACUGGAAAUGAUAGAGAUGAUUUGUCAGCACAUGGAAACGAGACUCAUCAUCCUGCACAGGAGAAUGAGACUGAUCAUCUGUCAGCGACAUCUCAGAACACCGAGUUCACCAAGACAUGCAAGAUACAGAGCAGGUGCUAUGUGAGUAACACAGUGGCUACCAUCAAGACGCUUAUGCAUGAGUUGAAGUGGUUCGAGAACCACCCUCAGUUUUGUCAUAUUUUUCACAUGCCCGAUGAACCAUACUUGAAGUUGCUGGGUGUGUGGAUGCUUCUAUUGCGAACCAUUCCCUUAGUAGAGGGAGAGGACACAUCUUGGUUUGCGGUUAAUGGCGUGCCCAUCCGGUAUUCCAUCAGAGAGCAUGCACUCAUCUCAGGUUUGAACUGUAGUGGAUACCCGGAUAAGUAUGAGGAGUUGGGGAGCUAUGAGUUUGUAGAUAGGCAUUUUGUGUCACACAAAGCGAUAACCAUGAAAUCUGUUGAAGAGAAGCUGUUGAGCAUGAGAGCGUGUGGGGAUCGACUCAGGAUGGUGGUGCUCUACUUCUUGGGCACUGUUAUCAGAGGGAGGGGAAGAGAACAUGUAGCCGGUUGUCUUGCUAACUGUCCAAGGAUGUGCAAGUGGUGGUUCCAAAGUAACAGCAUGAAGGGCUAUCCACUUGAGGAUUUGUACAAUGCACUUGGAAAAACGAAGGUGAUUAAAAGUGUUUUGGCUCCUACUAUUGAUGAAGAAACUCUCAUGGCGCGUAUAAUGGAGGACGAGCCAGACUAUGAAAAUGAAGAUGGGCCAAGUAAUUUGUGGAGCUCAUGGCUUACUGUUAAGGAGAAGCCUAUCUGGUGGAAAGAUCUCUAUGAGUUAGAUGUGGCUGCAAGGAAAUUUCCUACGAAGAAAGACAAAAGGAAGGUGGAGACAAUGAACAAGAGGCUCUGUGUCAUGGAAAAGAGCCAAGUCGUUUUAAAAAGGAGGAGUAAGAGGAUGAAGGCAAUGGAGAAGAGGCUUGAGGACAUUGAAAAUUGCCAAUAUCAUUUGAAAAAGAAUGGCAGGAAGCAAAAGGCGAUGGUAGAGAGGAUUGAUGCGCUUGAGAAAGAGAUGAAGAGGAAGGAGAACGAGAACGGUGAGGGCUUUGACUACCAAAACAUGGAUUUUGACUGGGAUAGAGGACGUUUUGUAGAUGCAGAAAUGGAGGCUGAGAUCGAGAAAAAAAAGAAAGAUGGUGAAGAAGAGGCUCAGAAGGAAAAUACAAGUUCUGAGGAAGAGAAAGAACCAGAAGUUCAGGUUGAAAAAGAUAAAGAAGCUGAGGAAGAAAAAGAACAAGAAGUUGAGGCUGAAAAUAAAGAAGGUGGAGCUGCUCAGACUCAAGCUGAAGAUGAUGAAGAAAAAGGUGAAGAAGAGGUUGAAAAAGAGGGUGAAAACACUGCUGAAACUGAACCUCCUCUUGAAGUUGAAGAAGAGGUUCAAAAAGAGGUUGAAGAAGAGGGUGAAGAAAAUGUUGAAACUGAACAUCUAGGUGAAGUUGAAGAAGAGGUUCAAAACGAGAGUGAAGAAGAGCUUAAUGAAGGUAAAGAGGUUGAAGAAGAACCUGAGGAGAAAGAGGCAGAGCUAGAUGAAGGGAAAGAGGUUGAAGAAGAACCUGAGCAGACUAAGAAAGAGAAAAAAGGUGGAUUCUUACCGUGUAUAUAA